AUGACUAAGACUUCAGUGCACUGGUUCAGGCAUGGGUUGAGGCUCCAUGACAACCCAGCUUUAUUACACUCUGUGAAAGAUGCCGAAAAAUUUUAUGCCAUAUUCAUUCAUGAUGGAGAAACGGCAGGGACGGAGGUUGCAGGUUAUAACCGCAUGCAGUUUUUGACGGAAGCACUGUGUGAUUUGGAUGCUCAACUAAGGGCAGUUGGUGGUCAGCUGUUUAUAUUCAAAGGAAAACCUGCGGAUGUAAUUAAGAUGCUUCAUGCUGAAAUUAGAAUAACUCGGCUGACCUUUGAACAGGACUGUGAGGCGAUAUGGAAUAAACGCGACAACCAGGUACGCAGUCAGUGCAAAGAGCUCGGCAUAGAGAUCGUGGAGAAAAUCUCUCACACGCUUUGGGAUCCAUUUGAAAUUAUUGAAACUAAUGGAGGUCAGCCCCCUUUGACCUAUGAAAUGUUUGUGCAAGCGUCAGCAGUAUUAGGUCCUCCCAAUCGGCCAGUACCUGAUGUCGAGUGGGAUGAUGUCAUUUUUGGAGAAAUUUCAGAUGAACUUGCCAUGAAGUUACAGCUAUGUCCUCACAUCCCAACGCCAGGGGAACUUGGUUGGAAUAAGGAAUGCGACGAAGAAUCAGUUUAUGUUGGCGGAGAGACGGCUGCUUUAGCACACCUGCAGAAGAGACUGAAGGUUGAGGAGAAUGCGUUUAGGGACUGCUACAUUCUACCAAACCAAGUAAACCCAGAUAUUCUUGGCAAACCUAUGAGUAUGUCGGCAGCAUUGAGAUUUGGAUGCCUCUCCGUCAGAAAAGAUCAUGAGAAUGUGUGCACUUUGAUUGCCAAAGGCCCGAAAGUUUUCAAGGAUGGCAGUAGUUGUUACCCAACCUUUACCAAAAAGCUGGAGGGAUGGAUCCACCAUGUGUGUAGGACGGCUGUUGCGUGUUUCUUGACUAGAGGAGACCUGUGGAUUAGCUGGGAGGAAGGACUGCAUGUGUUCCUGAAAUACCUCAUUGACGCAGAUUGGUCCGUCUGCGCUGGAAACUGGAUGUGGGUCAGCUCCUCAGCCUUUGAACGCCAGCUUGAUUGCUCCACCUGCAUAUGCCCGGUGAACUAUGGGAAAAGAAUUGAACCAACAGGGGAUUAUAUCAGACGUUAUGUUCCUGAAUUAGCUUCAAUGCCACAAGAUUACAUUUUUGAGCCCUGGCUUGCUCCGAAAUCCAUACAAGAAGUGUACAAGUGUAUCAUAGGGCGAGAUUAUCCUGAACGUAUAGUUUCUCAUGAAGAGGCAUCCAAGGCAAACAGGACGAUGAUGGAGAGCAUUCGGGAGAAAAUGACUGUGAAGCCACCACACUGCUGUCCAUCCAAUGUUAAAGAGACGCGAGUAUUCUUGCGACUGCAUGAGGCUUGCUACCACAAUGUUCUUUAGUGGGAUUGGACCCACAUUUGUUACAGUAUAGGAGUGCUGUAACAUGAACGGGGGACUUUUUAACCAGCUGUAAUACCUUGCUAGAUCUACACAUCCAGAUAUGUUUAUGGUACGGUUCAUAUAAUAUGAGGCUUUUGGAGCUGGAUCGAGUAACUCAUUAACACGGGGACAAUUUUGAAGGUUAUUAUUUUUCCCUUUUGAGUUUUCAUGUUCUUUAACUACUAGUUCUGUUAUGUAACUUGUUUUUAAUCAAAGUUCUCUCAAUGUUGGUUAUAAAUAGGAGCUAUCACACUUCUCUGUUUUUCAAGUACUUGUAUCUUGCACUACAAGCCUCCUCUGUGCACAGAGAUCUUCCAUUUUUUUUUCUUAGACUUUUCAUCCAUUUAUAGAUUAUCCUCAAAUCUCAUUUGUUCAUUUGCUUAUCACUUAUUUGUGUUACUUGUAAACACUUUCUUUCUGAUUUUACCAAUAGAUAGACUUUCUGUCUAUUGAGUUCUUCUCCUUUUGUCCCUAAUUAGAUUUUUUUAUUGAGUUGGCCAGGUGACCACAACCCAUUUCCUAAUGCAAUGCUGAUGGGGAGAUUACGUAACAGUGUGUACUGAAUGCAGGAUUACUGUCAGUAAGCACUGCAAGGUCGGUGAUUCCAGUCAUUGUUUACCAUGUAUAAGGGUUCUUUUGGUCUGUUUUUGGAGGGAUGAAGCUUCCAUAUGCAGAACUCUUCUAGACCAUCAGGUAAGCCUUGACAAAUCGCCCGUUGCCCCUUUCCAGUCAGUAGAGGGUUAACAGCAGGACCAACUCUUGUGUUCUCUGCAAAGUGGCAAAAUAUGCCACUUGUGACUGUUGCUCAGAGUGAUUUAUAUGUCACUCCCUCCCCCAAGUGUUUCAUGUCUAGGCUCAGAUUUUUGUUAUUUUUGUGAAAUAUGAAUGAGGAGGGCUUUUCCAUACUAGAUUUUUUAAUAGUGUGCAAUGUUUGAUUAAGAGCUUUAGUGCCUGCAGGUGGUGGGGCACUCACAAAUGGUUGAAUAACAGGUGAUAAGCAAAUUUAAAACUGUAUACAGCAUUGGUUUGUAGAAAAAAAGUUGAUAUAAUUGCACAUUAGGAAACACUACAAAAAACACCGCAACCACCCUAACUCCCUAUCCAUAUACCCCCCCCUCUCUCUCCCUCUCUCUCUCUCUCGCUCUCUCUCGCUCUCUCUCUCUCUCUCUCUCUCUCUCUCUCUCUCUCUCUCUCUCU
This is a messenger RNA of Penaeus chinensis, 2655 nucleotides long. Its product is annotated as cryptochrome-1-like. The record is from RefSeq and is a predicted model, not a curated record. Gene Ontology annotation, cellular component: nucleus; cytoplasm. NCBI's taxonomy places the organism in Eukaryota, Metazoa, Arthropoda, Malacostraca, Decapoda, Penaeidae. Gene Ontology annotation, molecular function: FAD binding; DNA binding. Gene Ontology annotation, biological process: circadian regulation of gene expression; entrainment of circadian clock by photoperiod.